AUUUCCAACUCGCUCCCCCACAGAAGCUUUGCCAAGAGCUUUCUUGAAACACAAAAAAAUCGUUAUUGAGUGGGGCUAAUAAAAUUAUCAAUGCCCGCUGCCCCCUUCCGAUUUUCGUCUAUCCUAACUCGACAUGACCUCCCCACCUGAGAUUGCACUACGUCUUCAGACUGUCAAGUAUUUUAAGAUGAUAGGGUUGGCGGUCUUGGUCUUUGACUACUGUAUCAAACUAGAAGCCGAGGUCGACCUCACUUGGGGGAGAAGGUGGGAUUUUGUUCGGAUCCUUUUUGCGGUGGCUCGAUACACGCCUUUCAUUGGCGUCCCGGUGGACUUGAUUUAUUCCCUUGGACCCACGUCACCACGGCCUUGCUUAUCGCUCUACCAAGUCACCUCCUGGCUUAACGUGAUUGGCACCGUUGCCGCAGAAUCACUCCUUCUUGUUAGGACGUACACUUUAUGGGGAAGAAACAGAGUGUUACUUGUUUCCCUACUACUACUUGCGCUGGGCUGUAUCGCAGGCUCUGCGGUGGUCGGUGCCAACGCUGUAUCCUUGUUCAAAUACCAGGAUCCCCCACUAGCAACUUCUGGUUGUUAUCAAACCCAAAGGAUUGCAAUAUACGCAGUUAACUAUGCCCUGCUGGUUCUUUUUGAGACAGUCAUACUAUGCCUGAAUGUUUUUCAAGCCUGGUGUCACCGAGGACAACUGGGGAGCCGUCUCAUCACGCGUCUGUACUGGGAUGGUAUAGUUUAUGUGUUAUGUAUACUAGCGAUGUCAAUAGCCAACAUCAUAGUCAUAAGUUUCCUUCCGUCGGAAUAUGCAGAGUCUCUCGACACACUCCAGUUGGUGUUUCACAGCAUUUUAUCCUCCCGCCUUCUCUUCAACUUACGAGCUAUCAUGCAACGACGACAAGAGCAAGCCACUUCACUUAUGGAGAUGGAUGUUUUCGGACGCAAUAUCUCUUUGCACUUAGUAUCUCAACCUGUACAAUCUAUUUAAAAUCAGCUUCUUAAGAGCAAUACAAGUACAAUUGACACCUUG
Suillus discolor is the source of this 1039-nucleotide messenger RNA. RefSeq lists its product as uncharacterized. The record is from RefSeq and is a predicted model, not a curated record. The transcript has 15 exons. Lineage: Eukaryota; Fungi; Basidiomycota; Agaricomycetes; Boletales; Suillaceae. The coding region runs from base 134 to 997 and encodes 287 amino acids.